CCGUGCAAUCAACAAAGAAAGUUUUGAACAUGAACAAAUGAAGUCAGCGGACAUUCGACACAAACGGACAAAGAAAUAUAAAUCAUUCGUCCAGUACCCGUUCGAAUAGACACAACAAUGUAAUUAUUGUUACUUUAUAAAAACUUGUUAAAAUAAUUAUCUAUGCUGAUAACAAUUGUUUUAUAUAUCUGCGUUUAAUACUAUUUACAUAUAAACCUUUCAUACAUUGACUUAACCAAGACUGUUAAAUACAUAAAAAAAAAGGCUUCUAAAAAAUUUCGAGUUCUCAGGUGUAUCAUCAGUUACAUUAUAACCAGAGAACAGUUCAUUAAAUCAACUAUUAAUAAAAAAAAGUAUUUUCAAAAUUAAUAAUGAGUGAAAUGAGUGAGAUAGAUAGUGAAAAUGAAGAAGAGAUGGCACGAUUAAUGUUAAAAAUGGACAUAAAAGAAGAAAAAAUUUACCGUGGCAUGGACUAUAACGAGUUGCAACGUGAAAUAAUGGAGGGAUCACUCUCUGUCAACACACACAUAAAAUUAGACCAGAUGUAUCAUCUUUGUUACUUCAAAAGGGUUGGAAUUACUCAAAUAUACGACUUAACGAUUCUUCACCUAGCAAUCUGCUUAGAGGACGAAAAGUUUGUCGAUUUUCUAUUGGAAAAUAAUGCCGACGUAUUAAUAGCCACUGAACACGUGGGACCAGUUAUUUACUUAGCAAUAAGGAUGCAUAAUUUGGAUUAUGUACAAAAAUUAGUAGAUGCUGGAGCUUCUGUCAACAAAAGCUUUUGUUUAAGAGGCCUAGAACUGGAUGAAGUCUUCGUAAGAGAUGAUUCUGGUAAUACUAGUUACCGCGUGUAUCGUUAUGAUGAUUAUUCGCCGCUUCAAUUCGCUAUCAAAAUGGGUUCAUAUUAUAUCACUAAGUUUCUUCUGAGUAGAUGCGCUGAUGUUAACUAUAGAGGUUCAAAGGAUAUUCCUCCGCCAUUCAAUCUUUGUGUCAAAUUAGACUGGAAUGAUUUAGAAGACCAAUUGAAUAAUAUUGAGAUAAUGAAAUUGCUUGUUGAAUACGGCGCUGAUGUUAAUAUGGUCGAUGCAGACGGGUAUCAAAAGACACCUUUACUUCAAGCAGCCUCCAACCCAAAAUCCACUUUUGUACUUGAUUUUCUGCUAGAUCUGCCAACAAUAGAUGUUAAUGCUGUGGAUAAUCAUAAACGAUCUUGUCUUCAUUUGUUUUUGAUGGCAAGUCAAAAUAACUUAGAUCGGGAAGAUUAUCACGACACUCUAAUGCAAAUUCUUGAUUCCGGUGUUGACAUCAAUCUAGUUGAUGAUGAUCAAAAGUUAGCAAUUGAUAUUAAAGUUGCGAAAAAAAGAAAAGAUUGUAUCAGGACUGUUAAAAUGGAAAUUGUAAUAAGGAUGGCCGCAAAUAUGAAAGUCUGUCCCAGAAAUACUCAAGCUCUUGUUGGCCCGGAAUUUAACAAAUUCCGUGCUACAUGUGACCAAGAAGUUGCAGAACUUAAGACAUCUAAGGAUCCAAUUACUGGGUUUUUUUAUUAUGAUAUUCUUCAUAAAUGUCUGCACACUUUGGCUUUGAGACUGAAAAAUAAGAAAUUUGAUUUAGAAGACGGCUUGGAUGGUGACUUUUUCGAGUAUGAAGACAUGAUAAAUUAUCGCUUGAAGAAAGCAAGCCAACGAUUGGAGUUAUUCAAUAAAGUUGAAAAUGUUCUCUAUGAAAUUUUUUAUAAAGAACUACCCGCCAUUUUUAUCCAUGAGCUGUAUUUUUAUUUAAGCAACGCUGAUUUGUGGAAAAUGUCGUAAAAUAAAUCAACUCUUUGAAAAAUAAUAACGUUUUAAUCUUGUGUUACAAGAACAUCUGACGUUCAUGAAGAUUGCCAUGAGAUUAAUCUGAGGGGGUUCAAUCUAUUGAUCUUUUUUAAAAAUAUUUCAAUGAUAUUUAUUUUUGGUAAAAUUAUUCACACUUAAGGUAGCUUCUUACAUCGUUGUUAUUUCAGUAUAGAUUAAAUUGAUAAGUUAUAAUUAUAUCAUAAGUUAUAAUAAUUGUUGUUAUAGUUAAGAAAAUUACAAAAUAAUAAAAAAAUCAU
This is a messenger RNA of Cotesia glomerata, 2092 nucleotides long. RefSeq lists its product as uncharacterized. Lineage: Eukaryota; Metazoa; Arthropoda; Insecta; Hymenoptera; Braconidae. The record is from RefSeq and is a predicted model, not a curated record. The coding region runs from base 372 to 1808 and encodes 478 amino acids. The transcript is spliced from 2 exons. Gene Ontology annotation, molecular function: protein binding.